CGUACGUACGUACCUACUGAUCAUGCCUUCCGUAUGUUUUGUCCUAACCAUGCUCUCCAAUCACAAACUCCACGCGCUCGAUCUCGGUGUGCCCACGAAUCUCGAGGACUCGCUACACACAAAGCCAGCGCGGGAGCCGCACGAUGCGAACAGGAGUAUGCAGGCCAUCGCGGACCUGACGAGUAAAGACGGUGAAACACGAAGGCAGGCACAAGCUACGACCGUCUCCAAGUCCAGAGAACGAUCCAAGAAACGACAUUAUUUAGACCCCAAUCCUAUUCGGGAGCGUGGAGUGGGCCGCGGGAAGUAA
Heterobasidion irregulare TC 32-1 is the source of this 310-nucleotide messenger RNA. RefSeq lists its product as uncharacterized. Lineage: Eukaryota; Fungi; Basidiomycota; Agaricomycetes; Russulales; Bondarzewiaceae. The transcript has 2 exons. The record is from RefSeq and is a predicted model, not a curated record. Bases 23 to 310 code for a protein of 95 amino acids.